Molecule: messenger RNA, 3509 nt
Organism: Parasteatoda tepidariorum (common house spider)
Lineage: Eukaryota; Metazoa; Arthropoda; Arachnida; Araneae; Theridiidae
Source: RefSeq, a predicted model, not a curated record
UUCCUAGAAGAAAAAGAAAAAAAGCAUGACAUCCCUGAUUAUGACUGGAUGUUUUGUAUGUUUCACUUCCUAUCUCUAGUUAAAUCAGCUGAAGUUCCGGAAUUUUUAAUUUCAUUUUCGGCGGAAGCAUCAUUAUGAGGAUGCUUUUGGUGAUUCUUCUGUCUCUGUUGUCCGCCUCUGUCAGUCAAAACAUUGAUGAAGUACCAAGUGUGGAAUUAACUGAUUUAGAAUCCCCUUUGAGCAAUGAAACAACUGAACAAAAUCCUGGGUCUGCAAAUGAAUAUGAUCAGGAAUUUGCAACUCCAACGAUUCAAGAUACAUCUGAAGUGGAAAUAAUAGAAAAUUCAGGGGAAGUCUUUGAAGAUGAACGCUCAGAUGGCACUUGUGGAAGUCCAAUUGUUAUAAGCAAUACCCUUGUAGACGGAAAGAAGAACACUGAAUAUGAAGUAGGGACGGAAUUAACGUAUUCCUGCGAAUUUGGAUACGCAACAGAUGGUGCAAACCACAUUUCUCGUUGUGUUGUACUUAGAGAAGGUGAUAAACCAACAUGGACGGAUCCAGAUAUCAUGUGCAUUCCUAGAUCUUGUGGAGAUCCUGGAUUCGUGUUGAAUGCACAUCGCAUCGGUUCUCGAUUCACUUUUCCCAACCAAGUGUCUUUCGAAUGCGAUGACGGUUAUGAGUUGAUGGGAUCUGGAAUUAGGUAUUGUCAAGUGAGUGGAAGGUGGAGUGGAUCUCUGCCAUCCUGUAAAAAGAUAUUUUGCGAACAACCCUUUCAUCCUGAAAACGGGAGAGUAUUCUUUACCUCUCUGGAAUACGGAUCUCAGUUGAAAUAUGAAUGCGAGACAGGAUUCAUUCUUAAGAACUAUCAGACAAGAACUUGUUCGGAAAAUGGCACAUGGACCGGACCUGAACCAUUAUGCCUAGAUGCUCAGUGUGAGAUGCCAAGUGCGCCAAAGCAUGGUUUCGUUGAACUGUUGGGUGGAAAUCCUAGAGUUGGAAGUAUCGCCAUUUACAAGUGUGAAGAUGAGAGAAUACUAGUGGGCUCAACCACAUCUAAGUGCCUUGAGAUCGGUGAAUGGACUUUUCCUACACCAAAAUGUGUGGAGCCAUGUAUAGUGCCGGAUGUGCAACAUGGAAAAAUUGGAAGAUAUGCUACAAAAAGAUGGAAUAGACAGAAAGUAUACACUGAGCUGCCAGUAGGAACAUCUUUCAAAGAUGGCGAGGAACUGUAUUUAAAGUGUGACAAUCAGUAUGAACCGUUGGGAAGGAAUAAGCAAGAAGAGAAGGUAAUCUGCGAAAAAGGACAAUGGCUUGAAACACCCACUUGCGAACCAGCAAAAUGCCGAUCGCAACCUCCAGAUAUGCAAAACGGCAAAGCAGCAAAUAUCAACAGGGAGCAUACUGGUUACGUUGUUUACUAUUGUGCAAACAAUUUCAAGAAAACGAAGUAUGGAAAUGUCACUUGCCGUUUUGGAACUUGGGAAGGAAUUCCGCCUACAUGCACUGACAGGCGUUGUUAUGUGGAUAAACUCCAAUUUCCAGGACUCGUGAAAGGAAGAAAAAAUAUAUAUAAGCACAGAGAGGUAUUCAGAUUUGAGUGCGAAAAGGGAUACGAUGUCACGGAGUCAGAAAAGAAGCUUGUAUGUAAUGAAGGCACAUGGAAGGGAAACUUACCUCCUUGUAAAGCAGCAAGCUGCGUAACCUCUCCACCUUCCAUAAAAAAUGGAAGAAUUAAAUCUUAUUCUGAGCUUCACAGCAGUUUUGUGAGUUAUGAAUGUGAGGAAGACUAUUUCUUGCAGUCGUCAUCAAAUGUCCAAUGCUUGUUUGGAGAGUGGAAAGGAAAUCCACCGUUAUGUAAAGACGCUCGCUGUUAUUUUCAGAAUCUAAAGUUUAAAAAUGGGAUGACGGUCCCUUUCAAAGAUCCUGUUCUCAACGGAGAAGUUAUAGAAGUAAAAUGUGCUGCAGGUUAUUCUGUUACUUUAAGCGUUAAACCCCCCUGGUGUUCGAACGGACUAUGGACUGAAUAUGGAACAUCACCCUGCAAACCGAACAAUUGUCCAGUUCAUCAAAUAAACAAUGGAGCUUUCACAAAACGUUUAGCAAAGGUAGUAUGGCGUUGGAACGGUCGUGUCACGGAAUACGAAUAUGUGAUGGAGACAAUAGGGACUACGAAACCAGCUGAAGAGAGACUCUAUGUCUCAUGCCUUUACCCUUUUACUUUUCAAGGAAGAAACGAUAAUGAUGUACAAGUAGUUUGUUCGGGAGGAAGAUGGACACCAACUCCAGCUGCAAGAAUUGUAGACCUUGGCAUUCAUCCGAAUAUCCCAGUUGUGUAGUGCCUGUAAGAGGUGAUGUCAUCAUUAAUCUAGACAGUAACCAGAAAAUCCUUCCUGGUGGUAUUUUGACUAUAGACCAAGGAGCAGAUGUUAAAUUUUAUUGCAUCAGCAAUGGCAUUGCAGAUUAUCCGUCUUGGACUACAACUGUUCCCGACCAAUUACUUUCAUUUAAAUCACUUGAUCAAUCGGAUGGAUAUGAUACAUAUUUAAAUACUCUGUCAAUUCACAAUGCAAGUCCACGGCAUAACGGAUUUUAUAGAUGCUCCGUUUCAGGGAAUAGAGCACGUGAGAUUCAGAUAUGUAUUCAUGCCAAGUGCAAAAUGUUUGAUGAGAGCGAAGAGUUCAAUAUUCAUUAUGACAAUAAGCAAGAGAUCAAUAGCAGUGUACUGUUCACUUGCAAAAACUCUAAUACGAAAUUAGAAGGUCCGAAUCUGCUAACUUGUUUGUCAAAUGGGGAAUGGUCUGGACAUCCUCCCAGAUGUGUUUCUAAAGGAUGUCCACAAUUGCCAGAAACUGGCACCAUGCUGAUCACAUAUAGUCCGGAGGAUCGAGCGAGAGGCAGCACAGCAACUUUUCAUUGCUUCCAGCCCAGUGUGCGAAAGGGAAACUCUUUCAUUAAGUGUCUACCGAACGGUGAAUGGUCAGGCGUGGUACCAACCUGCACGUUGCCCAGUUGCCAGAUGGAGAAGCUAUUUGAACACGUUCCAGAAAAUGUUGUGCCCAACAUGAUAAACGUCACCAACGGGACUCUGCCAUACGGUUUUGAGCUGCAACUCACUUGUGAAGGUGAUCUGAGAUUAACUGAACCAGCCACUGCUAAGUGCGGUCGAAAUGGGGACUGGGAGGUUCCUAAAGUUAGCUGUGUACCCGGGUGCACAUCGAUUCAAGUACCUGCAGAUUCUAAUCUAAUAAUUGAUCCCGAAAGGGCCUUCUAUAGAUUCGGCGAAUUUGUAUCGUUAUAUUGUAAUCCAGGACAUGUUUUGAGUGCUGAAGUGGAAAGACUGAUGUGUUUGAGAGACGGUUGGUCUGAAAACACCAUACCGACAUGCGUAGAUCCAUCUUCACUGACUGAAGUGGUAUGAACAGAAUCCAAACGUUGUAUUUCCUUAAGAUGCGUGUUAAUGAAAAAGUAUACAUUUUUUCUUUUUUGUAAAUAAAAUUGCCAACUUAGAA